CCCAGGCGCUGAGGGGGCACCAUGGGGGUGCAGGACCGGCCUCAGUGCUUCUUCGACAUCGAGAUCAACCGGGAGCCAGUUGGUCGAAUUAUGUUUCAGCUCUUCUCAGAUAUAUGUCCGAAGACUUGCAAAAAUUUCCUUUGCUUGUGCUCGGGUGAAAAAGGAAUCGGAAAAACAACCGGAAAAAAGCUGUAUUACAAAGGCACCACAUUCCAUCGUGUGGUUAAAAACUUCAUGAUUCAGGGUGGGGACUUCAGUGAAGGUAAUGGAAAAGGAGGUGAAUCUAUUUAUGGUGGCUAUUUUAAAGAUGAAAACUUUAUUCUCAAACAUGACAGAGCGUUCCUUUUGUCAAUGGCAAACCGAGGGAAACAUACCAAUGGUUCCCAAUUUUUCAUAACAACGAAACCUGCUCCUCAUCUCGAUGGUGUACAUGUUGUCUUUGGACUGGUGAUUUCUGGUUUUGAAGUAAUAGAACAAAUAGAAAAUCUGAAAACUGAUACUGCAAGUAGGCCCUAUGCAGAUGUGCGGGUUAUUGACUGUGGGGUGCUUGUAACAAAAUCAGCGAAGGAUGUUUUGGAGAAGAAGAGAAGAGUAUAUUCUGACUCGGAAGCUUCAGACUCCUCCUCCUCCAGUGAAUCAAGUUCCUCAGAAACGUCAUCUGAAAGUGAAGCUGAAAAUGAAAGAAGUAGAAGGAGAAAGCGUAAGAGAAGAGCUAAAGCUAAGCAGUCCAGGAAGCGAAGAAAGGAGGAGAGGAGGAGAGAGGAUGCAAGGUGCAAGCGAGCCCCCAACCAGAGACGCCUCUCUGACAAGAGUGAUGUAAAUGAAAAAGCAGUCGAUGCCACCACGAAGAGGGACAAGCCGGUGGUGCGUCCUGAGGAAAUUCCGCCAGUGCCUGAAAACAGGUUCUUGCUUAGAAGAGAUGUGCCUGUUGUCCAUGCAGAACCCGAACCGAAGCUUCUUGAUGCUGCACCAGUUCUGAGUGACCAGAAACCUUCAGUCUCUAAAUCAGGACGAAAAAUUAAAGGAAGAGGCACAAUACGAUAUCACACCCCACCUCGGUCACGGUCCUGCUCCGAAUCCGAUGAUGAUGAGAGCAGCGAGACACCUCCCCACUGGAAAGAGGAAAUGCAGAGAUUGCGAACGUACAGACCACCUAGUGGAGAGAAGUGGAGUAAAGGCGAUAAGUUGAGUGACCCAUGUACAAGCAGAUGGGAUGAGGGGAGUGCGUCCCGGAGAUCGAGGUCUUGGUCGCAUAAUGGCUAUUCUGAUCUAAAUACUGUGAGGUAUUCUAGUCAUCACAGAAAACACAGGAAAGAGAAAAAGAAAAUGAAGCAUAAAAAGAAAUCUAAAAAGCAAAAGCAUUUCAAGAAGCACAAGCAAACUAAAAAAAAGAAGACGUCACCAUCAGAUGUGGAAUCCUCUCGUUCCUUCCCCAGGAGGACAAAAUCAUCUGGUGCUCGUGAGAGGAAGUCUCGUUCUUCUUCAUUGUCUUCUAGACGCUCAUCUAGAAGAGACUGGUCUAAAUCUGACAAGGAAGAUCAGAGCUCAUCGACCUUGUCAAGCAGAGACAGUCAAUUGUACUACAGAUCCAGGUCAAGGUCCAGAUCUAGAUCUAAAUCAAGAUCUUAUUCCCGAGGAAGCUCUAGAUCAAGAUCAGCCUCUAAGUCAUCACGUUCUCGAAGCAGAUCAAGAUCAAGUUCUACAUCUAGGCAUCAGCAGACAGUUCCCAAUUCGCCACAAAAUAUUUCAGCACGAUUAAAUGAGAAUAAGUUGAACAAGACUGCUGACCCCGUGCGAGCAGUUAUACUACCAAGUGAUAAAGUGGUUGUACCACAAGUUGUCCCAGAAAACCUCCCUGUCAUACCCUUGAGUGACAGCCCGCCACCUUCAAGGUGGAAACCUGGGCAGAAACCGUGGAAACCAUCUUAUGAACGAAUUCAGGAAAUGAAAGCUAAAACAACCCAUCUAAUUACCACACAAACUAAUUAUAACUUAGUAACAACUAAGGAGACAAACGUUCCUUCCUCCUGCCGUAAGCAAGAAAGGAGUUCAGACAGCAAUCGAAGUGCUCCUUCCAAAUACCAUAGCGACAGGAGCUCGGAUAGUUGGCAGAGAUCAAGAAGCAGGUCCUCUGGAAGCAGGUCAUACUCAAGAUCUUACACGAGAUCAAGGAGUCCAUCUAGCUCAAGAACAAAAUCCCCGUCUUCUGGCAGAUCCCCAUCCCUGAGCGGCGACAGAUCGGACUGCAGUGAGUCAACAUCCUACUAUUCCCUAAGCAGUGACGAUAGACACAGAACCAAAAGAAAAUCUGCAUCCAGGGAGCAAAACACUCGGCCCCUUAAAAUAAGGAAAGAAACUAGCUCUGAACGUACUCUGCCUUAUAAAGGUGCUAAACACUGUGAUGAAUCUUCUCAAGGUUUAAGAGAGAGUGACAGUUUAUCAUCCUCAGACUUCUCUACUAAUAGUGGGCCUUCCAUGAAAACAAAAGUAAUCUGGGAAAAAGAAGGCCGUCCUCAAUUAGGAGAUGCUCAGAAACAGAAUAAAAAUAAUUUAAAUUCUGAGAGAGGAGAGGGAAAACUGAAGUGUGAGCAAGCUACUGAUCGCUCAAAAAAGAAAACCGUCAAGGAGAAAUCUUCUGGGCAAUUGAGAGGUGGUGUAAAAAAUAAACGAAAACCCUAUUCAGGUAGUAAAUGGGACUCGGAGUCCAAUUCGGAACGAGGAGAUAUUAGGCAUAACAGAGAUGAUUCCAGACCUUCAUCUGGUAAGGAGGAAGGAGAGGCCUCAUCGGGAUCUGAUACAGAACUUAGUGUUAUCAAAAGGACAAAAACAAAAUCAAAUUACUCGGAAAGUCUUCUGGAUUCUGACUGCACUUGGAAGACGAGCAAACAGCAGUCGUCCUCUUCUGAAUCCGAGAGUUCUCGUUCUAGCUCAAUAAAUACUAAAGGAAAAUCAAAAAAGCACAAACAUGGAUCAAAAAAACCUCUUAAGAAAUCACAUUCCAAAAAAGCAAAAGAUAAAUCGAAAGGGAAAAAAGAGAAGAAGCACAAAGUUCAGAAAAGAAAAGAGAUGUUUCAUUGGCAGCCCCCGCUGGAGUUUGGUGAAGAAGAUGAUGAUGACAUAACUGAAAAGCCAGUUAGCAAGGACGAUAAAAAAGAAAAGCAGCUUAUCAAAGAUGUAAGAGAGAAAAAACAAGACACUCAUCAAAAUGAUGAAGAACUCAAAGAUAUAAUGGGAAAUGGUGAAAAGUCUUGUGUGGAAGAAAGCUUCUUGGGUAAAAACACCGCAAGUGAUACCUCACCAGAGCACAGUAACCUUAAUAAAGUUAGCACUGACCCAAGCUCUUCAACCAGUACAUUAAACUCGGGUGUAAAUGUGACUGCUCUCAAGAAUGAGAUUAAACAUACUGAAGAAAGUAAUCGGAACGGCCUGGAAGAUGUUAUCCAGACAGAUGACAACAUGGAAAUUUGUACUCCAGAUCGUAACUCGCCAGGGAAGAUGGUCGUGGAAGUUUUGUCUCCUGUCAUCCUUGAUACGGAGCGCCAGGAUUUAAGUGUUAGUAUGAGCAAAGAUGGACAGGUUGAGACCCCUGAACCAGAUGCUGUCAAACUAGGAAACAAUAUCUUAGAUUUGAUUAAUAUCAAAGAAGGAAAAGAAGUGGGAAAACAAGACUGUAGUUCUGUCCCAGCGUCUAGUGCUAAAGACAUUAGUACAAAAAGUGAAAUAACUGAAGAUACCCAAAGUAAUGUGGUGGAUAAUAAGUGGAAGCCUUUGCAAGGGAUUGGCAAUUUACAGUCAGCUACUGUUAGUACUGCCACAGAAACUAAGAAUGCAGUUCCAGCUCCAGACACAAAGCCAACAGGUUUAAGAAUAGAAAUAAAAGCCAAGAAUAAAGUAAGGCCUGGAUCUCUGUUUGAUGAAGUUAGAAAAACAGCACGGCUCAAUCGAAGGCCAAGGAACCAAGAAAGUUCCAGUGAAGAAGAGUCUCCGAGCAGAGAUGACAAUAGCCCGUCCCGGAGUCUUAGCAGGUCACGAAGUAAAUCCGAAUCUAAAUCCAGACACAGAACAAGAUCCAGAUCUUACAGCCGCUCGAGGAGUCGAUCACGGAGCUCUACGUACUCAUACAGGUCGAGAAGCUACACAAGGAGCCGAAGCAGAGGAUGGUAUAGUAGAGAUCGGUCAAGAAGUCGAAGUAGCUCUUACCACAGUUAUGUCAGUCGCAGACGAAGCUAUAGCAGAAGUAGAUCCAGAAGUAGUUCUUACGGUCAUCGCAGUCGAUCCAGGUCAUACACUUACGAUAGUUACUACAGCAGAAGUCGAAGUAGAAGCAAGAGGAGUGACAGCUAUCGAAGAUCCAGAAGUUAUGACAGGAGAUCCAGAUCUUAUGGGUCCGACAGUGAAAGCGAUCGCAGUUACUCGAACAACCGAAGUCCCAGUGAAAGCAGCAGAUACAGCUGAGCGUGUUUCUUUGCUGGUGGAAAGUACAUUUAAGAACAUUG
This is a messenger RNA of Tinamus guttatus (white-throated tinamou), 4496 nucleotides long. NCBI's taxonomy places the organism in Eukaryota, Metazoa, Chordata, Aves, Tinamiformes, Tinamidae. The record is from RefSeq and is a predicted model, not a curated record.